Messenger RNA from Linum tenue, 1287 nucleotides. The record is from the annotation of a GenBank genome assembly. Lineage: Eukaryota; Viridiplantae; Streptophyta; Magnoliopsida; Malpighiales; Linaceae.
CAAAUUGUAAAAAAUGGGGGCAAUCCCCAAAUUUGGGGAUGAAUGCAUCGGAGUUGGUCUAACCCUCAACCUUCUCCCUCGUCUAUCUUCCAUCUCGUUCUCUCUUUCGUUUCUGUUGAGACAAAAGCCAACAAAACUUCUCCUCUUCUCUUCCUCUCAAUCCUCUGCUUCUGUCCUCUCUCUCAUCCUUUCUAUGAUUAGAUGCAAAGGGAAGAUGAAGAAAGGAAACACACCGAUGGCAACUAAGAUGGCGGCCGUGAGCGGCGAGGAUUAGGACGACGAUGGUGAACGGAGGCAAGAGGACAUUUUUUGUUUCUCUGUAUGUCGUAUUUUAGGUGCGAUUUCGACUUUGGGUAAGUUUUUUAUACAUGUUUAUUUUUUAUUUCUGGGUUUUGGGAGUUUCGGUGGAGAGGAGAAGGACCGAGCUUCGACGAUGUUAUCUCCUGCUAGGCACCAGUGACGGGGAGGUUACUGAUGACAACAGCGGCGACUCACUAUCUAGGAAAGGAGGAUAAGGGGAAGACGAAGGGAAUCAGGGAGGACGUGAGCAGUACGCUCUGCAGCAACGGCGACAGUUUUGGAGAAUGGGAGAUCUGGGUAUAUCCUUUUGAACUCAAUUGGGUUUUGAGUAAGAAGACAAAAAAGGAGGGAAGGAAGGAAACAAGUUCCAAUAAGAAGGGGCUAGGAAAUUUUAUUGGUUGUCUGUGUCUUUCAGUUGAGAAGAAAACAAGAGGAAGUAGUGUUUUUUUCUUGCUUGUGGUGGUGGGGAGGAAGAAGAGGAAGUAGCAGCUUUCGCAAUGAAGAGGAAGAAGGAGCUGAUCAUUUCCCCUGUUUCUUUUUUCAAGCUUUUGGGUGGUAUGUGAUGUGUAUAAGAGAGAAGAAGAAGAAAGAGAAAGAGGAGUGCGCAGAUGCCGUCCCCCAAGAAGAAUCCCAGAGUUCCUCGCUUUAUAGCAGAUAAUGCAAUUUGGUGGGUACUUUUGAUUGGCUAAUAGGUAGGUUGUGUUGUAUUUUUUUUAUUGGCAAAUGAGUGGGCUGGGCCUGGUCCGGUUCGACCAGUCGAUUCGACUGAGAUUGGAUCUGGCCCGAGUCUGGCUGGGCUUGGAUUUUUGGCUUUGGUUGACUGUGAUAUGGGCUUGACCCAACUUUGACUGGGCAGGACUAGGUGACUGGUUUGACUGUUGACCUUGGGCAUGGGCUCAUGUUUCUUUUAUUGCUCUAUUUUACAUAGCAAUUAUUGUGUAAUAACAUUGUAUUUAUCUUAAUAAAAUUGGUAUGACUUCUAUUCUA